Messenger RNA from Argiope bruennichi, 3397 nucleotides. RefSeq lists its product as uncharacterized. Gene Ontology annotation, molecular function: protein serine/threonine kinase activity; ATP binding. The record is from RefSeq and is a predicted model, not a curated record. The transcript has 18 exons. Gene Ontology annotation, biological process: peptidyl-threonine phosphorylation; peptidyl-serine phosphorylation. NCBI's taxonomy places the organism in Eukaryota, Metazoa, Arthropoda, Arachnida, Araneae, Araneidae. Bases 2302 to 3204 code for a protein of 300 amino acids.
UCCUGUUGUUAUGUGAACGUUCUGAUAUAAAAUCUAUUUUUAAAAAUUCUUCCCUAGCUGUUUUGUGAAAUAACUGAUAAAAUCAUUUAAAAUAUCAAUUAUACUAUUUCCUUGAUUUAUAGGGUGUUAUUCUUGAAAAAUUAUUUCAAAGAAUAACGGGGUGUAUUGUGUUGAAGUGUAAAAUUUCAAAUGUACUAUUUAAUCUAUAGUUAUUUAUAUUAAAUUAAUUAGGUCUCUUAAUGGAAAAUAAAUUUAGUGAUUAUGUUUAGUUAGGUUUUAAUUACGUUUCUAUAAACAAUAUUUGCGAUCAAACAUCCAGCCAGUACGGUCACAUUUUUUUAAUGUCACGGUUUAUUCUGUUUUUAACUCUCAUCCAAUAAUUCGUAUGGAAAAUAAAUAAAAUAAAAUUGGUUGAAUUUUAAACUACUUUUGAAUAAUUUUCCAUUGAAUAUUGUUACUGUUAUGUAAUGGAUCAGCUCGAAAAUAAAAUAACGUGUAUUAUUCAUUAUCGCUUUCUACUUAUAAAAAAAUCAUAAACAUUAAAAAUAUUAUUGAUCUUUUUGAAUUCUCUUUGUAUUUAUAUUUUUCACAUUUAUCCUACCAUGCUGCAGUCAUUUUUCAGGAUUGCAUACCUCAUUUUUAGAAUAUUGAGAACUAAUUUUUUUAAACAUGUUCCUCUUAAAUAUAGAGUAAAAUUUUAAGAACAUUUGUGUGAUGAAUUUUAUAAGAAAUGUAAAUAAAAUAGACCUAAUGGAAAAAAAGGUUUUGAAUUAUUUACACAUUAAAUUUAAUGUGGAAAACAAUUCCUGGUUAUGGGCAAAAUGUGUUUAAAAAAAUUAUAUGCUAUGAAAAUAACAUAACUAAUGUAACUGUGAUCUGAAUAUCAUGCUUGAUGGGUUUUUUUUCUUUCUUUUUUUGGUAUAUUCUGCCAAUUUUUUUCCCCUUGAAGGAUUUGCGACAGAUUCCAAAAUUUAUUGUGAUGAUGGUUUGCAUGCAUCACUUGAGUAGGAAUUGCUUUAUAACUUUUCUAUCAAACUGAUUUUGAUUAUUUAAAAUAUAGAAUAAUUUAAUUAUGGAAUUAGAAUUCAUUUAUAGCUUCGAACAUCAUUCAUUACUUCACAUAACAGCUAGCUAAUAUAAUAUUUCAUUAAAUUACUCAAUUGUUGCUGGAUCACUGAACUAAAUAGAUUAUUGAGUACAAAAUAGAUUACAUUCCUAAUGAAUCCUGGAAUGGUAAUUAGAAUUGAAUACAAAAGUAAUAAUGUUCAUUUGGAUCUCUUUUCGAAAAUAUCUUGGAAAAUUGCAGAAAAAAAUUGCUUGGUAUUACGGAAGCAUUUUUGUGAUUCAGAAAAAAACCAUAUUCUUGGACAAAACCUUUAUGCCUUUCAGUAAAUACAAUAGAGGAAGAAGGAUUGAAAUAAUAAUUCAAACUAAUUUGAAAUCUCUCAUUGGAAGAAUGAAAAGCAGUAUUGGAAUUUCUGAAAGAAUAACAUUUGCUUUUAGAUAAUUUUGAAACAUGAAUGCAGUUCAUUGAAAUUCAAUGGAGGAUUACUUGUAUUGCUGAAAGAAACCUGAAUGGUGGAUGCAAUUCAGACUUCUAAAAAUAAAGUCCAUAAACUGUUGAUCUUUUUUAUUGAAUAUUCAGCAGGCAUGAAAGUAUUAUAUGAAGGGAACAAAAUUGUAUGCUCACAGAAGUUACAAUGCAAGUAUACGUUUUCAGGGAUAUUUUCCUAAAGGCACCUACAUAUGAAAUAGUUUCUGCAGAUUCUUCUCACAACCACCCAUGAGUCAGCUGAGUGCAAAUGCUACUGGCAGGUGGUACUCUACUUGUUCCUAAGGCUUUCCAAAGGAUCACUCACAGUGAUGCUAUCAUGAAUGAAGCUAACACAGAUAGUACUCUAAUUUAAUAAGCAUUCCAAAAUUGCCUUCAUUUGUACAAUAGUUUAAAAGCUCAUAGAUAAUCAAGUGAAAAGUUGAGAUUUUUAUAUAGAAACUGUUUCAGGAUAUAUUACAACUUUAACCUUCAAGGUCAGUGAAGAAAAUCCACUUACAUCUUUUAUUUGCUGACUUCAAUUAGAAGCCAUUUAAAAGAAAAAAUAUCUGGUACUACUAAAACUUCAGUGAGAUUGGAUUUCUACACCUGAUAAUAAUGUUAUCUACAACGUAGUGGAUUAUAUUUCUCGAGGCUCAUUUGGCGUGGUUCUGAAGGUAGAGAGAGCAGGGGCCACAUAUGCCGCCAAAGUCCUGCUGGACCCAGAUACCAAGGAGGCUCAUAUCCUCAGAGAGAAAGGCAUUCUUGACAUGCUUGAAGGGUCGCCAAAUAGGCAACUCUUCAUCCACAUGCAUGAUUACUUUUUUUCUGGGGACUCAUAUAUUCAGAUAUAUGAAUAUAUGCCAAUGGAUCUCCGAAAGUAUCUGCGGCAGAGUGACAUCUUCUCAAUGACAGAUGCAAAAAAGAUUCUUCGUCAGCUUCUCCUGGCUUUGUGUCAACUGCAGGAGUUUUCUAUCAUCCAUGCAGACCUAAAGCCGGAGAAUCUUGUCAUUGAUGACAGGACUUUGACGCUGAAAGUGAUUGACUUUGGUGGGAGUCAUUUCACUUUCCAACUUGAGAACCACACUAAAAUAGCCACCCGUAGUUACAGAGCUCCUGAAGUUAUAUUAGGUGCUCCAUAUGGCCUGCCAAUUGAUAUGUGGGCAUUUGGCUGCAUUGCUGGUGAAAUGCUCACCAACAGAAUCCUAUAUCCUGGGGAUACAAAUUCUGAAAUGCUGGCCAUGUUUGAAAAGUCUCACAGAGUAUGGGAUAUUGACUUGUUGGAAUCUGGAAGACUAACAUUGCAAUUUUUCUGUAAAAUUGGAGGCCAAUUUAUUCUUCAGGAUUCACAAGCAGAUGAUCAAGUGGGACCUCUCAACCGAAUUGCCUUUAGUAUACCAGAUCAUAAAUUCACUAGCAAGGAAAUGUUACAAAGAAUUCAUCUGAGUGAAAUUGUCAAGGGCUGUCUGGCACUUAAUCCCAGUUCACGGAUGAAGCCAAAUAUAGCUCUUGACGCAGAUUUUUUCAAAGCUGAUGAAAGUAAAGACUGGAAUUUUCCUGAAAGUCAAGAGGUUGCACGAGAAAGAAAUGCAGCUAGAGGGCCAAGGAUACCUUCCAGGUCCAGGACACCUGUUAGACACAGGAGCAGAAGCCCUAUAAAUCUCUUCAGAUAGUUAAAAUAUUCCUCUUGUGUGUCCAAUUAAAAAAUUAAAUCCAUGACAUAUAAUACAGAAUUGGUGUGUAAUCUUGUAAAAUCUUGGUAAAAUCAUUUUUGUCUAUGUGUGUGUGUGGCUUUAAAAAUGCAAGAUGCUAAUUUUGGUAAACUACUCGAAAUUUCUGAUUAAUUUCGUAUAUUGGUAGUUGCAU